GGUUACCACGCAUGCGCAACCGGGACACGCUCUUGUGGCCCCAACUCCGAGGCCGUCCUUGCUGACCACUUGGAGUCCGAUGUUGUGGGUUCCAGUACUAUCUCCGACGCCUAUAAAUUGUGGCACCCUGUCGUGACAUUUAAUAACAAUAAUGAUAAAACAGCCAUCCAUCUAGCGCUUUAAGUACAUUGUCUCAGUCAAUUCGUACCACCAUCCAGGGGCAGGUAUUGCACCUACGUUGCAGAUCGGCAAACUGAGGCCACAAAAGGAGCAGUGACUUGCCCAAGGCCACACAUCCAGGACUCUUCAGAGGCAGGAUUCGAACCGAGGGCCCGCACUAGGCUGCCACCUCUCCCGGCCUCUGUAGUGUUGUCUCUUCCUCUGUAUAAUUGUGGGGGGGGUCAUGGGGGUGUAAAGACCCCAUAGGGUCUUAGGUUUAGAGUUGGAAGGAACCUUGAGGCGGGGGUAUCCCGGACCCCCCCCCUUGCACUGAUAGUAAGCCAGGGGAGUCUGAGUCCUGCUGUCUGUCUGAGCCUUCCUCAGCCCAUUCCCCUGUGGCUUGGAGGUGAUCCCGUGAUGCCAGUGGACCGCAAGCUCUGGCACAUGUGCAUGAUGAGCUGGGGAUGGGUGGUGUCAGCUGUCCAGAGCCCCAGCUGAGCAGGAAGAGGAGGGCUGGAUUGACGGCCUGGGGGUGGACAGCCCUGGAUGACAGCACCAAAGUCCCCCUAUCAGAAUAAGAGCUGGUGUUCUGGGGAGUUUCCACACAAACAUGGUCUCGCCAUCAGCCAGUUCUGCAAGGAGUUCAAUGAGAAGACAAAGGACAUCAAAGAGGGGAUCCCCCUGCCCACCAAGAUCAUUGUGAAGCCUGACAGGACGUUUGAGCUCAAGAUAAGUCAGCCCACCGUUUCCUACUUCCUGAAGGCAGCAGCUGGCAUAGAAAAGGGAGCCAGGCACACAGGGCAUGAGGUCGCUGGGUUGAUCACCGUGAGGCAUGUGUAUGAGAUCGCCUGCGUGAAGGCUCAGGACAAGGCCUUCGCUUUGCAGGAUGUCCCCCUGUCCUCAGUUGUCCGGUCCAUCCUUGGUAGUGCCCGCUCGCUGGGUAUCCGCGUGGUGAAGGACCUCAGCGCAGACCAGCUGGCUGCCUUCCAGGAGGAGCGUGCCCAGUUCCUGGCAUCCCAGGCCCUGGCAGAUGCCGAAGCCGCCGCGGCAGAGGCGGCCAAGAAGUGAGCCCUCCACCUGCCCAGCCCCCCUCCGUGCCCCCAGGGUCGUUGGCUGCACGCACCUGGCGUCAGAGGGCUGGUGGUCACCUCUGACCCUACUUUACCUUUUAUGUAUCAUGGCAGUCUGUAAUUUAAAGGGCUAAAGACCCCAAUAAAUACUGUAUCAUUUA
Messenger RNA from Vombatus ursinus (common wombat), 1390 nucleotides. RefSeq names its product mitochondrial ribosomal protein L11 (gene MRPL11). Gene Ontology annotation, biological process: translation. The transcript has 5 exons. Gene Ontology annotation, cellular component: ribosome; mitochondrial large ribosomal subunit. The record is from RefSeq and is a predicted model, not a curated record. The coding region runs from base 706 to 1227 and encodes 173 amino acids. Gene Ontology annotation, molecular function: structural constituent of ribosome; large ribosomal subunit rRNA binding. Lineage: Eukaryota; Metazoa; Chordata; Mammalia; Diprotodontia; Vombatidae.